UUACUUCGAAAAAGCAAAGCAACAAGCAACAAACAAAAAGUCAACACAAAGCCUUCCUGCAAGGAACGCCAAGGAACAAAAGCACAAAAAAUUUUUUCUGAAAAAGUUAUAAAGUAUUGUUGAAAAAAGAGAAAACAUGGCAAAUCUUCCACUUCUGUUGAGCUUGGCUGACGAUCUCAACCGUCUGUCGAUGGUGCCAUUCUACGACACUCCUUACUACUGGCAGCGCCAAAACCGUAAUCCGCUCCUGGCAUUGGCUGCAGUUCCUCUUGACCAGCAGCUGCGCCAGUUGGAGAAACAAGUGGGUAGCAUUGGUCCAGUAUCGAAGAUUGGCAAGGAUGGUUUCCAGGUGUGCAUGGACGUCGCACAGUUCAAGCCCAGCGAACUAAACGUCAAAGUUGUGGACAACUCAGUCAUCGUCGAAGGCAAGCAUGAGGAGAGAGAGGACGAUCAUGGCUUCAUCACUCGUCACUUUGUGCGCCGCUACGCUCUGCCCGAUGGCUAUGAAGCCGACAAAGUAACUUCAACCUUAUCCUCUGACGGUGUGCUCACUGUCAGCGUGCCGAAGCCAGCGGCCAUCGAAGAUAAGAGCAAUCCUCGUGUUGUCCAGAUCCAGCAGGUGGGACCUGCCCAUCUCAACGUGAAGGAGAACGCCAAGGAGCAGCCAGAGCAAGAAGCCAAAGCCGAGAAAUGAACUGAGCAUCUCAUAAGUUAACUCAUUUUUAGUGUGUAGAUCACACACAUUAUUAUUAUAAUCAAUUAUGGAAGUCAAUAAUUUGUUUGAUAUUUAUGUAUUUAACCUAUUAGCACAUAGCCAUAUAUAUGCAUGCAUACGUAAGUGUGUAUGUACUAUAUGUUUCCUUUACCUAAGCCUUAUAUAUAACUUAUAUUCGAAAUAAAAAAAAAAUUUAAUUACUGUAA
Molecule: messenger RNA, 921 nt
Organism: Drosophila mojavensis
Lineage: Eukaryota; Metazoa; Arthropoda; Insecta; Diptera; Drosophilidae
Gene: Hsp23
Product: heat shock protein 23
Exons: 1
Coding region: 137-694 (185 amino acids)
Biological process (GO): protein refolding; response to heat
Molecular function (GO): protein folding chaperone
Source: RefSeq, a predicted model, not a curated record